Messenger RNA from Striga asiatica, 306 nucleotides. The record is from the annotation of a GenBank genome assembly. NCBI's taxonomy places the organism in Eukaryota, Viridiplantae, Streptophyta, Magnoliopsida, Lamiales, Orobanchaceae.
AUGCAAGCCAUUAGAAGCUCCCAGCCAGUUGCUCCUACUAAAGGUAAGCUCUCUGUAAGUGUAAGGCCAGUCAUACGCUCUUCCCCGGCCUAUCAACAUAAGGUCUCCCAGAGAAGCGAUAUCUUUCUUUCUUCAUGCGCUAUGGUUCACUCACUGAACACUAAACUGAGUAAACAAAAGUACGAUGCAAUUGAGAAGCUGGCUGUCUUGGCAUAUUGGGGUAUUCUUUCAUGGCCAGGAAGGACAAUGAAAUUCAAUAGAGACUUCGGUGUAGAUAGUCAACCAUUGAUUGGUCUUUCCGGGUAG